Molecule: messenger RNA, 2256 nt
Organism: Prunus dulcis (almond)
Lineage: Eukaryota; Viridiplantae; Streptophyta; Magnoliopsida; Rosales; Rosaceae
Product: heat shock 70 kDa protein
Exons: 1
Coding region: 119-2083 (654 amino acids)
Biological process (GO): protein refolding; cellular response to unfolded protein
Cellular component (GO): cytoplasm
Molecular function (GO): ATP-dependent protein folding chaperone; ATP hydrolysis activity; ATP binding
Source: RefSeq, a predicted model, not a curated record
GUACCUAUCCCAUCUCACAUUUUGAUAUCAUAAAGCCUUAAAACUUUCCGAGCUUUCGAAACCAGAUUUGCUAAAAUUUCUCAGAAUUCUCUGUAAAUUUUGAGCGUCAAGCAGUUCAAUGGCGACCAAGACUGAAGGCAAGGCCAUAGGCAUCGACCUUGGCACAACCUAUAGCUGCGUCGGUGUGUGGCAAAACGACCGCGUUGAGAUCAUCGCCAACGACCAGGGCAACCGCACCACUCCCUCUUACGUGGCCUUCACAGACACCGAGCGGCUCAUCGGCGAUGCAGCCAAAAACCAAGUGGCCAUGAAUCCACAGAACACCGUCUUCGACGCCAAGCGUCUCAUUGGUCGGCGAUUCUCCGACCCAUCAGUCCAAAGCGACAUGAAGCUCUGGCCUUUCAAGGUCAUCCCUGGUCCCGGCGACAAACCUAUGAUCGUCGUCAGGUACAAAGGCGAAGAAAAGACCUUCUCUGCGGAGGAGAUAUCUUCCAUGGUGCUGACGAAGAUGAGGGAGAUAGCUGAGGCUUAUUUGGGUCAGACCAUAAAGAACGCUGUGGUGACUGUCCCUGCUUAUUUCAACGACUCCCAGAGACAGGCUACCAAGGACGCCGGCGCUAUUUCUGGGCUCAACGUCAUGCGAAUUAUCAACGAGCCCACCGCCGCCGCUAUAGCCUAUGGGCUGGACAAGAAGGCCUCGAGAAAAGGUGAGCAGAACGUCCUUAUUUUCGAUCUCGGCGGAGGCACUUUUGAUGUCUCGCUUUUGACUAUUGAAGAGGGGAUAUUUGAGGUGAAGGCCACCGCCGGCGAUACUCAUCUGGGUGGUGAAGAUUUUGAUAAUAGAAUGGUGAAUCACUUUGUGGCCGAGUUCAGGAGGAAGCAUAAGAAGGAUAUCAGUGGAAAUGCCAGAGCUUUGAGGAGGUUGAGGACGGCGUGUGAGAGGGCUAAGAGGACCCUGUCUUCGACCUCUCAGACCACAAUUGAGAUUGAUUCUUUGUACGAAGGGAUCGAUUUCUAUGCAACGAUUACAAGGGCCAGGUUCGAGGAGUUGAAUAUGGAUUUGUUCAGGAAGUGUAUGGAGCCGGUUGAAAAGUGUCUGAGGGAUGCUAAGAUUGACAAGAGUCAGGUUCACGACGUGGUUCUGGUUGGUGGGUCGACUAGAAUUCCCAAGGUUCAGCAACUUUUGCAGGAUUUUUUCAAUGGGAAAGAGCUGUGCAAGAGCAUAAACCCUGACGAAGCGGUUGCCUAUGGUGCUGCGGUUCAAGCUGCGAUCUUGAGCGGCGAAGGAGAUGAGAAAGUGCAGGACCUGUUGUUGCUCGAUGUCACGCCUCUCAGUCUUGGGCUUGAGACUGCUGGUGGUGUUAUGACUACUCUCAUCCCGAGGAACACAACAAUUCCAACCAAGAAGGAGCAGAUUUUCUCUACUUACUCCGAUAAUCAGCCCGGGGUUUUGAUCCAAGUCUACGAAGGAGAGCGCACCCGAACCAAGGACAACAAUUUAUUGGGGAAGUUUGAGCUCACUGGGAUUCCUCCUGCUCCUAGAGGCGUGCCCCAAAUCAAUGUGUGCUUUGACAUUGAUGCGAAUGGCAUUUUGAAUGUGUCUGCUGAGGACAAGACUGCUGGAGUGAAGAACAAGAUCACCAUCACCAACGAUAAGGGAAGGCUGAGCAAGGAAGAAAUAGAGAAGAUGGUGCAAGAUGCAGAGAAGUACAAGGCAGAGGACGAGGAGGUGAAGAAGAAAGUGGACGCCAAGAAUGCGUUGGAAAACUACGCAUAUAACAUGAGGAACACGGUGAAGGACGACAAGUUUGCAGGGAAACUGGACCCUGCGGACAAGGAGAAGAUCGAGAAGGCAGUGGAGGAUGCCAUUAAUUGGCUGGAGGGGAACCAGUUGGCUGAGGUUGAUGAGCUGGAGGAUAAGUUGAAGGAGUUGGAGGGGUUAUGCAAUCCAAUUAUUGCGAAGAUGUACCAGGGCGGUGGUGGUGCUGGAGGCAUGCCGCCUAUGGGGGAUGAUGACAUGUCUGGUGGUGCUUCUACUGGCUCUGCGACUGGACCUGGCCCUAAGAUUGAAGAAGUUGAUUAAGUUGCUUCAAGUGGAGCUCUGUUUUCGUUUUUGUUGUUCUGUUUUUGGUUAAGCUUGUAAACAUGUGUUUUUUGAGUUUUUUUAUUUUAAAAAAGGUAGUGUAUGUUUAUAUGUAAUAGUAGAGAGUCAGCAACCAAUCUAAUAUAAGAAGUUGGUUUUACUUUUUUGGUUCA